UUUCCUGUUUCGAAUUCCUCAAAUAUUAACGCAAAAAUUCUCAAAUGGGAAACCUUGCUAAUGUCAAAUGGGAUUUAUGGAGCGCAAUAAAUUUUGAAUUACCUUAAUUAAGAGUGUGCCACCCAUAUAAGAACAACACCACCUGCAGUGUCUGUCCUAUUUUCCAAAGCUCUGCAUGCUUACAAAUGGAGCAAACCACCAUCGUCUCAUUCUAUCUCUUUCUUCUCUACAUCUCCACUUGUCCACAAGUACUUCAUUCAGCCAUAACCUCCGACCACCACCACCGGCACCGCCACCAACGCCAUGACAGGAGAUCUGUAAAGCUUUUUGUUUUCGGGGAUUCGUAUGCUGAUACUGGGAACAGCGGCAAAUCUGCAACUGGUUCGUGGAAGCCGCCUUAUGGGAUCACUUUUCCCGGAAAGCCGGCAGGCCGCUUCUCCGAUGGCCGCGUGCUCACUGAUUAUAUAGCUUCCUUUUUGGGUAUAAGAUCUCUAGUACCUUACGAAUUGAGAAACACUGAAGAGAAAUCGACACUAAGGAACGGGAUGAACUUUGCAUAUGGAGGAACUGGUGUUUUUGAGACUUUGGUGAGUGCACCAAACAUGACUACCCAAAUCGACUUUCUCCAACAACUAGUCGAAGAAAAAUUGUAUACCAAAAGUGACUUGGACUCGUCCGUCGCUUUAGUAUCACUAGGUGGAAACGACUAUGCUGCUUAUUUUCUUAAAGGAAACCAGAGUCAGGAUUUUUCAGCGGUGUCCACAUCGAUUGUUAACCAGCUUGUGGUGAACAUAAAGCGUAUAAAUGAUUUGGGAGUGCGAAAAUUAUUGGUUACAGCAAUAGAGCCCAUGGGAUGUUUGCCAGCCGCAACUUCCAUUUUUUCUUCUUAUCAGAAUUGCAGUGAAAGCAUGAAUGCAGGUUCAAGAUUCCACAACCAGAUUUUGCACCAAAAGGUUGAAGAUUUAAAGAAGCAGACAACUACUAGAUCUACAUUUGUAAUCUUGGAUCUCUAUAAUGCAUUUCUGUCCGCAAUUCAACAACAAAAACACCUGCAACAAGCAGGAAAUUCGACAAGAUCAGAGAAUCCACUGAUGCCAUGCUGUGUUGGGGUGAGCAGCGAAUACUCGUGUGGGAGUGUGGACGAGAAAAGUGGAGCAAACAAGUACACAGUGUGCAGUAAUCCGGAAAGGUCUUUCUUUUGGGACAUGGAGCACCUUUCGCAGAAUGGCUGGCAUGCUGUUUAUUCUGCAAUCAAGUCUUCUCUUCGUCCAUUGCGUUAAUCGGUAGAUUUGAGGAUGGUGCUCACCCAACUUUGCCACUAGCUAGGCACUAGAGGGUUGGAUUGGAUUUAAUUGCUAAAUAAUUUUAUUUAUAUCAACCUUUUUUUUUUUUUUAAGAGACGCAAGAGGUUUGUAAAAAGGGAGGGGAUCGAUUUGCUCAUUC
This is a messenger RNA of Rosa rugosa (rugosa rose), 1443 nucleotides long. RefSeq names its product GDSL esterase/lipase At5g03610-like. The transcript has 4 exons. The record is from RefSeq and is a predicted model, not a curated record. The coding region runs from base 186 to 1280 and encodes 364 amino acids. Lineage: Eukaryota; Viridiplantae; Streptophyta; Magnoliopsida; Rosales; Rosaceae. Gene Ontology annotation, molecular function: hydrolase activity, acting on ester bonds.